UCUGUAUUUCACACCUCAUUGAAUCACUGCAUACAUCACUCAAUUUUCAUACAAGCUAACUCCAUUAUCCAAUCAAAAUAUUGAACUGUGGACAAUUGACCAAUAGAAAGAACUUUAACAAUUACCAAUUCUAGUUAAAUAUGAACUUUGACACUGAAAAAAUUCAAAAUAUCUUUACACAAAGAACAAAGUGUACAUGUUAACAACACCUCAGGAAAAGAUUAUAGACAGUGCAUUAAAAGGAACUUGUGAAUAAAUAUCGAGAUAAAUUAUCACCAUUUAUUGAUACAAUAAUCUAAGAUGGAGGACCUGAGUGAUUUAACAUUUGAUUGUAAAUUGAGUUCAGUAGCACUAGAGGAUCUAUAUUCAUCUAUAGACAAUGAUGUGACAGAUUGUGGGGCAGAUAUGAGUCGACCAUCUAGUACAGUGAGCUUUAGUUCAUGGACAUUCUCUCCUAUAUCAGAGGACAAUAAUGAUCUUGAUCAUCUUGAUGAUAAUAAAGCCCAUCAGAAGCCAGAAUUAGCUGUUCAGCCAGUAUCAGCCACUAUCCAGCCAGUAUCAGCCACUAUUCAACCAGUAUCAGCUAUCAAACCAGUAUCUACAUGUGUUCAACCAGCUGUAGUGCCUCAUCAAUAUCCAACUAACCAGCCACAUUACAACCCAUCAUGUGACUUUGUUUACCCCAAUACUAUCACAUAUCAUCAAAGUGUUAACAUUCAUAACUAUGUCGGGAACUACUGUAUUGGGGCACCAGUAUGGAAACCAGAAUAUGUGUGGGAUCGACCUGUACCCAGCCAGACACCAUUCCUCGACAGACCAGACACUCCUCAACAACUUAUAGAUCACCAUGAUCCACUAGCUAACCUGAACACAGCCGGUCUAGAGUUUACACGAUGUUCAACACCAGAGUACCUGAUGGCUCUCAACUCGCUCAACCAACUCGAUUCUCCUCCGAGACCAAACCAUUCUCUAGCAAUGAACUAUAACUGUACAACAUCAUUUGAGGAGUCAAUAAAUAAAUCUACAAAUAACAUCAAACAUGAUAGUGGAUAUAAUUCAGACUUGAACGCAUCUCCGGUAAUCCAGCUACAAGAUGGGAACGGCAAACAUCUCCGACAAAAACAAACAUCAACCCCUCAACAUCAACCAAUUCAGCCUCCACCAGUUCUUAGAAUGAUGGACAUUCCCCAAAAUAACAAGGAAAAUGUGCCUCAACAAUUUGUGCCUCAAACAUUUACAAUUCCAACUCCAAGAUUUUUAACAAAACCUCAGUGCAGUGACAUCCAAUCAGAAAGCGUAUUAAUGCAACCUGGUGGCUAUCUUAAAUCUACUCUUCAUAAACCUCUAGUUGAUACAAAUGGUCCAAAAUACAAAACCAUGGCAGAUUAUCAAAUUGCCAAGAAAACAAAAGCUGAGGCAGUAAAAGCUGCUAAACGUAAGAAUGAAAGUGAGAUAUCUUCAGAUAGUAAACGUCGUCGUCACAACGAACCUCUCAGUAACAAAGCUCUACAAGUCAUGAAUGAGUGGUAUGAACAACACUUAGAAAACCCAUACCCUACUAAAGCUGAAAAAGAAGAUCUCGCUAAACGUGGAGGAAUUACCCUGGGACAGGUUAAAUCAUGGUAUGCCAACAAACGUAACCGUAGCAACAACACAAGGCCAAAGAAACAGAAGAAAGAGAUGGAAGGUCGUUUAAUGGACAUAUGUCACCAGCUAGCACGAGAUGCCAGUAAACCAGACAAGGAUAACGCUUACUAUAUCCAACAACUCUCCUCUAUCUUAGAUACAACCAAAUAUUGUUGAUAUAUAUUUAUGUGACCUAAUAACUAAAAUUGUGCUAUGUUAUUUUGCAAAUUAGUAAAUUUACUGACACAAUAUCUAAGAUCAUUUUUACAUGUUAGGUGUAUCUACCAUCAGAAUGUUGAAUUUGUGAUAUGAUGACAUUAGUGAUAAUCAAGUGGCAUUAUUUCAUAUCAAAUAUUUUUCUGUGAUUUUUUUUUCUGUGAUAAAUGAUUCAGUCCAUUUUUUCUGUAACAUGUGCAAUAUAUAUGUUGUAUGUCUUUCAAAAGUGUAUGUAAAUUUCGAGACAAAUCUGACAAAAACUGGCUAAUUGCAAUGCAUUUCCUAGUUAAUACUAGAUUUUGUGUCAAGAUUUUGUGUCAAUGAUGAUAUGUCAUAAUUGUUAAUGUUUUGUUAUGUAAAUUUGUUAUUUAUGAUAAAUGUGCUAAUUAUUUGUGCUAUUGUGUAAAUAAUGUAUAUAAUAUUUAUUGUAUUUCACUUGUCUUUCAUUAAAUUACUCUUAUUAUUCUGCAUGCAUUAUGUUUUUAUAAU
Ruditapes philippinarum (Manila clam) is the source of this 2331-nucleotide messenger RNA. RefSeq lists its product as uncharacterized. The coding region runs from base 301 to 1803 and encodes 500 amino acids. The transcript is spliced from 2 exons. The record is from RefSeq and is a predicted model, not a curated record. Gene Ontology annotation, biological process: regulation of DNA-templated transcription. Gene Ontology annotation, molecular function: DNA binding. Lineage: Eukaryota; Metazoa; Mollusca; Bivalvia; Venerida; Veneridae.